Messenger RNA from Biomphalaria glabrata, 1240 nucleotides. RefSeq names its product sporozoite surface protein 2-like. Bases 1 to 1068 code for a protein of 355 amino acids. The transcript has 3 exons. The record is from RefSeq and is a predicted model, not a curated record. NCBI's taxonomy places the organism in Eukaryota, Metazoa, Mollusca, Gastropoda, Planorbidae.
AUGAUUGGAUAUUUAAUAAUGGCCGCCCUAGUGGGGUGUGCAAUUUCACAAGCAUAUAGCGGCCCAUACUCUCCGUAUAUGUACCCAUUAAAUGGGCCCUAUAAUAGUGGCCCGAACAAUGCAUACAACGCACCAGACAAUACAUACAAUCCACUAGGCGGUCCUUACAAUUCAAUGAACAAUCCGUAUAAUCCACCAAUCAAUCCUUACAAUCCACCAAGCAUUGUUUACGAUCCAACAUACAAUCCAUCAAGCAAUCCUUACAAUCCACCAUACAACCCGUCAAGCAAUCCGUACAAUCCACCAAUAAAUCCUUACAAUGCACCAAACAAUCCUUACAAUCCACCAAGCAAUCCUUACAAUGCACCAAACAAUCCAGUAAACAAUCCUUACGAUCCACCAUACAAUCCAUCAAACAAUCCUUACAAUCCACCAAGCAAUCCUUACAAUCCACCAAGCAAUCCUCACAGUGCACCAAACAAUCCUUACAAUCCACCAAGCAAUCCUUACAGCGCACCAAACAAUCCUUACAAUCCACCAAGCAAUCCUUACAGUGCACCAAACAAUCCUUACAAUCCACCAAGCAAUCCUUACAGUGCACCAAACAAUCCUUACAAUCCACCAAGCAAUCCUCAUAAUGCGCCAGUCUAUGUAGAUGACGAUGACGAUGACCAAAUGUACAAAUACUUUGAAACUUUUGAAACCACAACGCCCCCACGCAAGUAUUUGCCCAGACCCGCCUCCCCAAUCACUACAACUUCUAAGCCUCAACCCGUUUACACCAAACAGCCCUAUCAACCCGCUCCCGUGACCACCAAAGCCCCAAGCGUUUACAACCCUCAACCAACAGUCAGUAACCCCAAGCCGGCCCCCAGUGUUUACACACCACCAAAGACCAGCAAACCUUCUACUACACAGUAUACAACUUACAGCUCAACAGAGAAGAACGACUGUGCAUUAAGAACAGCCAGCAAUCCAGCCCAGUUUUAUAACGGCGUGACACUUAUGGACUGUCCCUAUGGCUUAGUCUUCAACCCUAAAGAUUGUACAUGCGGCUUUAGCAAAUAAAAUAACAACAUUUUCCUCUGAGGUCAACUCUCCAGGGUGUUUUGUGUCUACACAUUCAGUUCAAAUAUUUACGUCUGUCAACAUUUCACAUGAAUUCCAGAAACGUGACAACAGCCAGAAUAAUGCACAGAUUACUUCUAAUAACUUUGAAUAAAGUUUUCAUAGAAAACAA